Ectocarpus sp. CCAP 1310/34 is the source of this 1461-nucleotide messenger RNA. NCBI's taxonomy places the organism in Eukaryota, Phaeophyceae, Ectocarpales, Ectocarpaceae. The record is from the annotation of a GenBank genome assembly.
UUGUUGAUUCUCCCGGGGGAAUGAUAGAUUCAUCGGAAGACGAAUGUCCCCCACAAGAUCAUUGCAGCGUUGGAAAGCUUUCUGCUGUAGGAUCUUCGCAGGCUGCAGCUGCAGGGCGAGGAAUUUGUAGAAGCGACGGCAGCAGCAGCAGCAGCAGCAGCAACGACAACAUUUCACGCAGGGGGAAAGUCAAAUCACCGCUUUUGGACAAGAAAGGGCACCGCCGCAACAUCAGCAACUACUCGGCGGAGGAGGAGUGCGGUGAUGAUGCUUCGCCGCGACAUCUUCGGUGGUCCGGAAGCACCGCGCGUGACGGUGAAUCCUCACUAUGCGGGCCGGGCGGACUGCUGACUCCCCGGCGUGUUCGCUUGCUGGUGCUGAUGCAGUGCUUGGUUUCGAUAAUGGACGCGGGCUUCGUCCAGAUGUAUCCGCUCUGGCUGCUGGCAAGCAAAGACUCGGGAGGCUUGGAAUGGCCAGUCCCCAAGAUCGGCAAAGUCCUCGGUUGGUCAGGCGUCGGGCAAUUGCUCUUCCAGUUCUUCGUGUACCCGGCGCUCUGUAAAACGAUCGGAAUUGUUUGGCUGCUACGGGGCUCCGGCCUGCUGGCCGCUGCAGGUUUUAUAUUCGUCCCCGACAUUCAGCGCGCCAACUGGAGCGAGAACGGGUCGUAUGUGGUGGGAGUUGCCAUCGUAAUCUUCAUUGGGUCGUGUAUAUCUGUGGUAGAGACCGCGAUGAACCUCGCCUCGGCCAACGCCGUCCCAGUUCCAAUGCGGGGAAAGAUGGGGGGGAUAUUUGCGGUUGCAAGCUCCUUCGGCAGGGUCAUAGGUCCAGCAGGGCUCUGCACUCUGCUGGCGUGGUCUCUACAAAGCAGCAACGUGCUCAUGGACUAUCACGCGGUUUUCGUGGUAGAAAUGGUGCUCAUGAGCGUGAUGUUCGUGCUAGGGCGGAACGUGUUGACGCUGGAGGCGUUGACGAUCCCGGUCGAAGACAGACGUGGCGCGGAAUAUGAGUCAAUUUCGGUAUCGAGCACUGACAUUACGAAUACCAGCAGUCAAGUUCUCGCCGGGGACACCAUGGUGACAAGCAAGGUGGACAACAGACCUCGAAGGCGGGAUCUGUCGGCCGUCUAGACUGAGAAAGGCGAAAAAACUGCAACAACGGCGAGCUUUGGCCAUCUAGUCUGGGACACCAGUUGUGAAAUAUCGUGUACUCUGUCUUAAUCAAGUUCAAUAGACUAGUAUUUUCGGGGGUUAGACUAAAGCUGGGAAUGCAAAAGCGGUACUCAUUCGCUCGAGGUACAUACGAGUUACAAUGAACCUACGCUGACUACCGGUCGCUCCGGUGGUCUAGUGGUAUCCUCGUAAUCCGCUAGUUGCAGAGGUCGUGAGUUCGAAUCCCCAUGGAGUGAAAAUUUUUCGAAAUGUGCGCGUGAACGCGAAAUAUUACUGACAAGCUCUCGUGAGU